This is a messenger RNA of Hylaeus anthracinus, 1582 nucleotides long. It is a transcript of the gene l(3)mbn, whose product is annotated as protein lethal(3)malignant blood neoplasm 1. NCBI's taxonomy places the organism in Eukaryota, Metazoa, Arthropoda, Insecta, Hymenoptera, Colletidae. Bases 593 to 1519 code for a protein of 308 amino acids. Gene Ontology annotation, cellular component: chitin-based extracellular matrix. The transcript has 5 exons. The record is from RefSeq and is a predicted model, not a curated record. Gene Ontology annotation, molecular function: structural constituent of chitin-based larval cuticle.
UACCGAGUCGUAACGCUAUACCGUUUUCUAAACUACAAAAUGCACGAUGCACGACGCAUACGUGGCAAAUCGGCAAUCGAACCAGGUCUAAUCUUUGUAUGCCUGGAACUUUAGUCGACGUGAAAGAAUUCGACUCUUUUCUGAAAUCUAUUAUCGCGUUUCAAAUUUCCUCGAGUGUCGAAUCGCGGCUAUCAAAAAUAUCAGAGUGUAUUCAUUGAGCGUUGGGAAUAAUAGUAAUAUUCCCCUUUGGAUUUCAAGAUAGAAAUAGCAUCGAUUACUUCUUGAAUCUUAAUCGUCCCUUCACCGAGACUCGUCGUUUCCUUUGAAGAAACUGCGGACGUCCAAUGUAUUCAAUGAUACGAAACACAAGAAAGACAAGUGUCGCGUUUUCCUCUUCUCCACGAGAAUCCUCAUUUCCAUCUUUCGACGGGGAAAAGAUUUUUCUCCGUUCGAUUACAUCAACUCUCGAUCGUCACCAUUCAGUUCUGCGAUCUUCAAGUUGCAACAACCUCCGAAUGACAUUCUUUACCGCGAGGAUCAUCGUGGGAGUAAUCUGAAUCUAAACGACGCGACGUCGCAACCAUUCUGGAAGAUGGACUUUGCUGUUCUGUGUGUUCUUUGUUACAUUGUGUGGAGGAAUUUCGCGGUGGCAGAGGAAACGAGCAACGAGACCAGGCCGUACGAAUUUUCGUUCAACAUCGUGGACUUUCAGCACAGAUACGAGAAAAAAGACGCUAACGGGAUCAUCACUGGAGAGUUUGGAUUCAUAACCGCGGAUGGAGUGUAUCACGAAACCGGAUACGCCACAGACAAAAAUGAUGAUUUUAUUAUCACCAGGAUGAAAAACAGAAAGAUAGCCAGUCUAAAGGAUGCUCUGGAGAUAUUCAAAGACCGACCAGAAGCUGCGAAGAAGCUCGUGGAAGCUGUGGCAAAGGCUUGUGGCAGUUGCACUAUUCCUAUAAAACAAGACAAAAUUAAUGACACCACGCCAGCUGCUCCAACUGACACACCGAUUGCUUUUAAGACAAAAUUCAGUCCUAAGCUGAGCGAAGUGACGAAACCUGGUGGAGCAAUUUCUCCAAGUAAAUCGGUUCAAGAAAGAAAUAAAAUACCCGAGACUCCCAACGAGUCGUCUAACGAAAGAAGAGGAAAAAGUUUGCCAGAUGGAAUCGUGAACACAGUGAACACAGCAGAGAAGUCUUCGAAUAAACCUGCAGCUGAUCCAAACACGAAACAAUCUAAAAUGAUCGAUUCUCUUCGUGGGAACGAUAUUUAUUAUCGAUUCAACUAUACCAUUACGUCCCACGAGCACCAAGAAGAUGGAUACAGGGAUGGGAAAAAGGAUGGUAGUUAUCGAGCAGAGAGUGAAAAUGGCGUCGACACGAGGGUCAAGUAUCUGUCGAACGAGUUUGGUCAUCAACCUAAUGUAUCGUUCGUUCCCAGCGGCAAUGGGACGGCGCGGGCGCAGACGGAGGACCUACGUCUCAAGGGAUACUCUUUUCUUUGGUAUUGGUCGUAAGAAAUCAUCUUUUGUACCAGAAACCUUGGUAUAAUAUAAACACAUAAACUUGAUUGAUUCGAC